UUUGCCUAGCACAAAGCUGGAAGCUCUAGCCCGAGAUCGACAGAGGUGAAAGAAAAAGCAAACUUUGGAUCCUCCCGAGGAGUCUAGAUUCAACGGCCUUUAAAGGUGAUUCCUGGCACUCUUGAAAGCAGAAGUGAUUAAUCAAGUCACUGGAGACAAACAGCAGAAAUGUGAUUGUCAAAACUAUGGAUAUCGGUUAAACUGUGUUUCACUCAUGUGAAAAUGAGUUCUUCAGUAAGAAGAAAAGGCAAGCCAGGGAAAGGAGGUGGAAAGGGGUCUUCCAGAGGAGGAAGAGGAGGCAGAAGUCAUGCUAGUAAAUCUCAUGGGGGUGGCAGCGGUGGCGGUGGCAUUGGUGGCAAUAGAAAGGCCUCAAGUAGAAUUUGGGAUGAUGGCGAUGACUUUUGUAUCUUCACUGAAUCAAGGCAUUCAUCCAGACCUAGUAACAGUAGCGUGAGAAAAGGGGAUGCACACCCCAAAUGGAAGCCUGAAGCCAAAGCACCCCUUCAGACUCUACAUAUGACUUCUGAGAAUCAAGAAAAAGUGAAAGCUCUUCUCCGAGACCUGCAAGAACAAGAUGCAGAUGCUGGAUCUGAAAGAGGUGUUUCUGGGGAGGAAGAAGAUGAUGAGCCUGAUUAUGAUGAUGAGCAGUACUGGUCAGCUGGACGAGAAGCUUCCCUUGUUCCCGACUCAGAUCCUUUGGAAUGUGCUGGUUCAGGCCUGGUGGAGCCUCAUCAUCCGGAAUUUACAGUCUCAACAUUUGCAGUGCAAAAACUUUCCAGGUAUGGUUUCAACACCGAGCACUGUCAGGUAGCCCUGAGAAUUUGCAAUGGAGACAUGGGGGCAUCACUGGAACAUCUGCUCACCCAGUGUUUUUCAGAGACAUUUGGAGAGAGGAUGAAGGUCUCUGAGGCCGUUGCGCGUAUAAGCUUGGAUGAGUGUGUGGAGCAGCGACAGGAAGAGGCCUUUGCUCUCAAGUCAAUCUGUGGAGAAAAAUUUAUAGAAAGAAUUCAGAACAGAGUCUGGACCAUUGGAUUAGAACUGGGGUAUUUGACGAGUAAAUUCUGCAAAUCCAAGCAAAAGGAAAGUACCAAAAAUAUACAGGAGACGUCACUUGAAAUCUGUAAAUUUUACCUCAAAGGAAGUUGCAAAUUUGGAUCAAAGUGCAAAUUCAAACAUGAAGUGUCCCCAAAUCAAAUUGUUGGAAGAGCAGAAAGAAGUGUAGAUGAUUCUCAUCUAAAUGCUGACGAAGAUGCAUCUUUUUUAUACGAACUUGAAAUUCGAUUUUCUAAAGACCACAAAUACCCCUACCAAGCUCCCCUUGUGGCAUUUUAUUCCACCAAUGAGAAUCUACCUCUGGCUUGUCGUUUACAUAUUUCUGAGUUCCUUUAUGGCAAGGCCUUGACAUUUGCAGAAACUUCAGAACCUGUUGUAUAUUCUUUGAUAACCCUUUUAGAGGAAGAAUCAGAAAUAACCAAGUUACUAACAUAUACCCAUCACAAGUACAGUGUCCCUCCUGUGAACUUUCUGCCAGUAUCCUCUGGGACCAGAAUAAAUAAUCCUGUCUGUCGUAAACCAGUGAUUCCAAGUAAUUCGUUUCUUUCAAAUCAAAUUCCAGAAGAUAGUGACUUUUCCCUGCUGAAGAAAGGGCUCCAUAUCGAAAAUGUUUCCUUUUAUCCCCUUCAAGUUGAAAAGGAAUCAGAGCCUGAGGAGGAGACAGAUGAGGAUGAAGGUCCUGCACCAGUUAUGGUGGAGAAUGAAAGCUAUGUCAACCUUAAGAAAAAGAUUUCCAAAAGAUAUGACUGGCAGGCAAAAUCAGUACAUGCUGAGAAUGUCAAAAUCUGCAAGCAGUUCCGAAUAAAACAGGCCUCCAGACAGUUCCAGUCAAUUCUGCAAGAAAGACAAUUACUCCCUGCUUGGGAAGAAAGAGAAAACAUUCUUAAACUGUUGAGCAAGCACCAAGUGCUUGUUAUAAGUGGUAUGACUGGAUGUGGGAAAACCACACAGAUUCCACAGUUUAUUCUGGAUGAUUCUCUGAACGGACCACCUGAGAAGGUGGCUAACAUCAUCUGUACCCAACCCCGACGAAUCUCUGCGAUCUCUGUCGCCGAACGUGUUGCUAAAGAAAGAGCAGAGAGAGUGGGUCUGACUGUGGGAUACCAGAUCCGGUUAGAAAGUGUCAAGUCCUCAGCCACCAGACUGUUAUACUGCACCACAGGAGUGCUGCUAAGAAGGCUAGAGGGGGACACAGCCCUACAAGGAAUCACCCAUAUCAUUGUUGAUGAAGUCCAUGAGAGGACAGAAGAAAGUGACUUCUUACUGCUAGUUUUGAAAGACAUUGUGUUGCAGAGACCAACUCUUCAAGUUAUUCUGAUGAGUGCAACUUUAAACGCUGAGCUCUUUUCAGAAUAUUUUAAUUCCUGCCCAGUUAUCACUAUACCAGGUCGUACAUUUCCUGUUGAUCAAUUUUUUCUGGAAGAUGCAAUUGCUGUGACAAGGUAUGUGUUGCAGGAUGGGAGCCCAUAUGCGCGCUCCAUGAAACAGAUGUCAAAGGAGAAGCUCAAGGCGAGGCGCAGCAGAACCGCGUUUGAGGAGGUGGAGGAGGACCUGCGCCUCUCUCUGCACCUCCACGAUCCGGAUUCCACCAAAGAUGCCGUGCCAGAUCAACAGUUAGAUUUUAAGCAGCUCCUGGCCCGCUAUAAAGGGGUUAGCAAAUCAGUCAUCAAAACAAUGGCCGUUAUGGAUUUUGAAAAGGUUAAUCUUGAAUUAAUCGAGGCCUUGUUAGAGUGGAUUGUGGAUGGAAAGCACUCCUACCCUCCAGGUGCUAUACUUGUAUUUUUACCGGGACUAGCAGAAAUCAAAAUGCUUUAUGAACAGCUACAGUCUAAUUCUCUAUUCAACAACAGACGUAGUAAUCGAUGUGUUGUUCACCCACUUCAUUCAUCUUUAUCCAGUGAAGAGCAGCAGGCUGUGUUUGUAAAACCUCCUAUCGGUGUAACUAAGAUUAUAAUUUCCACCAACAUUGCUGAGACAUCCAUAACCAUCGAUGAUGUUGUCUAUGUCAUCGAUUCUGGGAAAAUGAAAGAAAAGAGAUAUGAUGCCAGCAAAGGGAUGGAAAGUUUAGAGGAUACUUUUGUCUCUCAAGCCAAUGCCCUGCAAAGAAAAGGUCGAGCAGGUCGUGUUGCAUCUGGGGUCUGCUUCCAUUUAUUCACCAGCCAUCACUUCAGUCACCAGCUUCUAAAGCAGCAGCUACCAGAAAUACAAAGAGUGCCAUUGGAACAGCUCUGUCUAAGAAUUAAAAUUUUAGAGAUGUUUAGCACGCAUAACCUCCAAUCUGUGUUCUCUCGGCUUAUUGAACCCCCGCACACUGAUUCUCUCCGUGCCUCAAAAAUACGAUUACGAGACUUGGGAGCAUUAACUCCAGAUGAAAAACUGACCCCUCUAGGGUAUCACUUGGCUUCUCUGCCCGUAGAUGUCAGAAUCGGAAAACUAAUGCUGUUUGGGUCUAUCUUCCGCUGUUUGGAUCCUGCUCUCACCAUUGCUGCGAGUUUAGCUUUUAAGUCUCCUUUUGUAUCUCCCUGGGAUAAAAAAGAGGAAGCUAACCAGAAAAAGCUAGAAUUUGCAUUUGCAAACAGUGAUUAUCUGGCCCUUCUACGAGCAUAUAAGGGAUGGCAGCUAAGUACGAAAGAAGGUAUGCGUGCAAGUUAUAAUUACUGCAGACAAAACUUCUUGUCAGGAAGAGUUCUUCAGGAAAUGGCCAGCCUCAAACGACAGUUCACGGAACUGUUAUCGGAUAUAGGCUUUGUGAAAGAGGGACUCAGAGCAAGGGAAAUUGAGAAAAGGGCCCAGGGAGGAGGAGAUGGUAUCUUGGAUGCCACAGGAGAAGAGGCUAACUCAAAUGCUGAGAACCCCAAGUUGAUAUCAGCAAUGCUGUGUGCUGCUCUAUAUCCAAAUGUAGUGCAGGUGAAAAGCCCAGAAGGGAAAUUUCAGAAGACCAGUACCGGAGCUGUCAGAAUGCAACCGAAAUCAGAGGAAUUGAAGUUUGUCACCAAGAACGAUGGAUAUGUACACAUUCACCCUUCAUCAGUGAACUACCAGGUCAGACACUUUGACAGCCCCUACCUGCUGUACCAUGAGAAGAUCAAAACUAGUCGGGUGUUCAUCCGAGACUGCAGCAUGGUGUCUGUGUACCCGCUGGUCUUGUUCGGAGGAGGACAAGUGAAUGUGCAGCUCCACAGGGGAGAGUUCAUUGUCUCCUUGGAUGAUGGCUGGAUCCGUUUUGCAGCAGCUUCACAUCAGGUGGCUGAAUUAGUAAAGGAACUUCGCUGCGAACUUGACCAGCUUCUCCAGGAUAAGAUAAAAAACCCAAGCAUAGAUCUGUGUACCUGUCCUCGAGGGUCACGGAUCAUCAGCAUGAUUGUGAAACUUGUCACCACACAAUAAAGACCAGGCUCGGGAGAGUGCUUGCUACUCACCUGCUUGCUCAGCUGGGAAAUGACGGCAGCACCUCUACCUCGAGCUGCAGCUCCGCGAUGGGGCUGCCCUGGUGAAGGAGCCCAGGGCAGGCACUGCCAAGUCAGCUGAGGCGACGCACACCUUUAGGGAAAUUUUCCACACUAAGUAUUUCUAACCAAGCAGUGGGCAUUCCCAGCACAAUUUGGAGUGUCGGUGUGAGUUCGAAAACCAACUUGCCUGUAUUUUUCUCUCUGACUGCCCUGGAAUGAAUGAAAUUCAUCUGAUUAACAGGAAAGUGAAUAUUUAAUACAAUUCUGUUUUAAUCUAUGUAUUAUUUUUCUCCUGCUUUUUACUGGGGUGAGAUAAGGGCAUGAGGAGAAAUAUCAAUUGUUUUUUUUCUGUCAUAAAGGCUCAACUGAAAGAAGUCAGAACAGAGAAGGAAAAAAAAUCAUGUGAGCAAGAAAAAUUAAAAUUUCAUUUCGGCUAUAGGCCAUUACAUAAACUUCAUUCGUGAGGGAUUUUUACUCAUUAAAGUUCAGCUUAAAAAAACCAAACAUAAUGAGCACUUAUUUGUUAUCAGAAUGUGAGCUGGUUUUAUCCAUAACACACUUUUCUUUUUUUAAAUAAAUUUAUUUAUUUAUUUUUGGCUGA
Aethalodelphis obliquidens (Pacific white-sided dolphin) is the source of this 5103-nucleotide messenger RNA. RefSeq names its product DExH-box helicase 57 (gene DHX57). Gene Ontology annotation, cellular component: intracellular anatomical structure. Bases 223 to 4440 code for a protein of 1405 amino acids. NCBI's taxonomy places the organism in Eukaryota, Metazoa, Chordata, Mammalia, Artiodactyla, Delphinidae. Gene Ontology annotation, molecular function: helicase activity; RNA binding; protein binding. The transcript has 25 exons. The record is from RefSeq and is a predicted model, not a curated record.